This is a messenger RNA of Caenorhabditis sp. 36 PRJEB53466, 861 nucleotides long. The record is from the annotation of a GenBank genome assembly. NCBI's taxonomy places the organism in Eukaryota, Metazoa, Nematoda, Chromadorea, Rhabditida, Rhabditidae.
AUGAGGCACAUCGUGUGUGUAAUUACACUUUUCGGCAUCGCUUUGACGGCCGCUUCGUCUUUGGUUCCGGAGCUGAGCACAUGGGCUGAGGAUCGUUACAUUCAGUGAGUUUUUUUUUUAGAUUUUGGAUGGAACUGGGACUGAUUGUUUAGGUGUGUGCACUGCAUGGAUUAUGAUCGGAGUCACAUCUCCCUGUUCGGAUGCAAACCCAGACGCCCUAUUCUGUGCAAUGGCAACGCUUGCUUUAUGCGUGAGUAUUUAUUUUUUAUUUUUUUCUUUCUCACCUUAAGUCAUAGGAUUCCACAAGGAUCACGCAAGACCAUCCGUCAUGUACACGAGCGGGUGCCUGAAUCUGACCAACUCGGAAAUGAGAGCCAUCUCGGUUGCCCAAAAAAAGUUGUUUGUAUUUUUUAUUCUUCUGAACGAAUAAAUCAAUUUCAGCUCAGAGGAAUCGGGAAACCCAUACGGUACACUGCUCUGUGAAGUUAGUCGAUUUCAAAGCACAUUAUAUUGAGAAUAUUUAUAAUUUUCAGCUAGCCGAGAGAACUGAUACGUGCAUAUGCUCAAAUAUGGACAAAUGUAACUUUAUCAAUCUCUCUCCAGAUUUCAGGUGACUUUUUCUUCUCCACCUGCUUCAGUUCAGUUCAUAUUUUUCAUUUCAGUGAAUACAACCAGACACCUCUCCUUCAAAACGUUGGGAUUAACGAGGAGAAUCACAUGAAGAUGUUUCUGCCGCACGAAUACAGAAGAAUCUUCUACCCCGCGUCGUCCCCUGAGGACAGCUCGGACAAACUUCGCAUUUUCUGGAUAAUUUGUAUCUUUUUCUCCUUUAUUCACCGCCUCGUCCAUCUUCAAUAUUGA